AUGGCGUCCAACAACAGCUACCGGUUCAUAUCGGCGCUGCUGCUGCUCUACCUGGCGACGACUGCGCUCUUCCUGCUGUUCAUCCAGCACUCGUCCGUGCCGCGGCUGCGCGAUUGCCGCUUCCGCUGCUCGUUCAGCAACCAGGAGCAGCGGCUGGAUGAGGCGGCGUUAGUGUUGUUCUCGGUGGCUGACCUGCACCGCAUGCCGCCGCCAGGCGCGGACGAGCGGCCCGCCAGCCAGCUGUGGGCGCUGCUUGCGCUCGACCCGCCGGUGGCCGCGCGCCGCCGUGCGCCCGAGCUCCGCCGCUACGACCGCGUCUUCAACUGGACGGUCAGCUACCGGCGUGACUCGGACGUGCCGCUGACGUACGGCCGCGUGGUGUCGCGGCCGAGCCGCCGCGAGCACUACGUGCGCGAGCUGCGCCGCCACAUGGACGUGGACGUGCUCGGGCCAUGCGCCAACGUCAGCUGCGGCUCGGCCGCGCAGUGCUUCGCGCGCUUCCGUGGCAACUACACCUUCUACCUGGCGCUGGAGGCGGCGCACUGCGUCGACUUCGUGUCGUCGCCGCUGCACCAGGCGCUGCGGCACGGUAUGGUGCCGGUGGUGCGCGGCGCGGCCGAUUACCGCCGUCUGGCGCCGCCGCACUCCUUCAUUGACGCGGCGGCGUUCUCGGGGCCCGAGGCGCUGGCGCGCCACCUCACCGGGCUCAGCGACGACCAGCUGAGCGCCUACCGUCGCUGGCAGGGCACGCACGAGGUGCUGCCCGCCGACUGGGCAUGCGAAGUGUGCACGCGGCUGCACAGACUGGGCGCCAAUAGCUCGGCGUUCCCGGCGCACGGCGGCGAACAGCUGCACCGCUGGUGGUACGAGCGGGGCCGCUGCGAACCGGCGCCGGCCGGCGACGCCACCGCCCCCGCGUCAUGAGGCGAGCUGGCGUCGGAGUACCUCCUGAGGACAUGUGGAAGCAGUCUGUGUACCUGAAUGCAUGUGGAAGUAGUCUGUGUCUACUGAGGACAUGGUGAGGCAGUCUGUGCUUCCUGAACAGCAUGUGUGGCCGCCCGUGGCGACUGGGCAAAGAGGCGAGUGGCGGCCGGUCCAGCUCAGCCGGAACAUGAACUGUCCGGUCAGCAGUUCAGAGGUUCAGAGGCGUAGGUCGGGGACGGAAACUCCUCGGUAGGUCGAGGAGCUCGGGAAGACAAGCCAGCCGAGAGCUGUUGUUAUGGUGAUGUCAUUCCGUUUGGUCUUGGAAUUGCUCGGAAUGCGUGCGGCGGCGGCGAAGGUGCCCAGAAUUACAUGACCUAGCACCCUCUGCUUCGAACGCACCCUCUGACAGGUGACGAACGUGUGCGAUUUGCCUGCAGUUCGGUGUUGAGUGGUAGAUUGUUUUACAAUUGGUCUCAGUGCGCAGUGAUAUUUGGUGCUUGUCCGGUUUCAAACUGCGAUAAUAU
Molecule: messenger RNA, 1448 nt
Organism: Pollicipes pollicipes
Lineage: Eukaryota; Metazoa; Arthropoda; Thecostraca; Pollicipedomorpha; Pollicipedidae
Product: alpha-(1,3)-fucosyltransferase C
Exons: 3
Coding region: 1-924 (307 amino acids)
Cellular component (GO): membrane
Molecular function (GO): fucosyltransferase activity
Source: RefSeq, a predicted model, not a curated record